Molecule: messenger RNA, 2745 nt
Organism: Scomber japonicus (chub mackerel)
Lineage: Eukaryota; Metazoa; Chordata; Actinopteri; Scombriformes; Scombridae
Gene: dthd1
Product: death domain containing 1
Exons: 10
Coding region: 1-2745 (914 amino acids)
Source: RefSeq, a predicted model, not a curated record
AUGGAUAAUCAUCUACACCUGAGUAAACAGAUAGAUGAGUGUCCUCAUGGAGAAACGAGGGAAGACAGUCUCCUCAACAUGUUGACUGAUACUAUCCGGGGGCUUGAAGCUGUCACAUUCUCCACAGAUCAUUAUAAUGGACCAGUGGGUGGAAGGAGAUGCAUAGGAGAGGAGACAGAGACAGAGAUUGAAGAAGGGAUGCACAGUCCAGCAGAGACAGUGACAGAGAGUGAAGGGAUGGAGAGAGGAAAGAGUGCUGAUGAAGAACAGCAGGAGAAAGAGUGCAAGAAGAAAGCUCUGGGAGUGCUGAGGGAGGUGAGUGUUUUUCAUUCAAACAGAGUGACAGCAUGGAGAGAAGCUCUCAGAGACUGUGCCUGCAUCCUCAACAAAACUCCACCAGGGGGUGCCAAUCAGCAACACCAGACUACAACAGAUAAUGCAGAAAGUAAAGACAUGCUUUGCUCAGAUUCCUUCAGUAAUACAUUUUGGAGUAUUGGGGAGGACCUAGAGAACAUUCUGGACAAACUGAACAUAGUCAUAACCAAGCUGGAUGCAGAAAUCCUCAAAAUAUGUUCAGAAGAGACUCUGGAUGUAGCGCCUCAGGAAAGCAAAGAUCCAGAAGGUGACAAAAAUGACGAAUGCGGCUCAGGGCAUGAACAGGGGUUUGAAGAUGGAGGUGAUCAAAGCCUGACAAGGCUUUCACCAGACACUGACCUGACAUCAGCUAUAAACUUUGAAAGUCUUGCCUGCAAUGAUGGAGCAAAUAGUGGGCAUGGGCAAGAGGUCAAAGGUCAAGAGAGUGAUAACGUUUUGGUAGAGACUCACGCCGAUUUCCUGGAGAAGACAAAGAAAAACACAAAGAGGACAGAUGACAAGUGCAAAGAGGAGACAAACAAUGAAUGGAUCACAGUUGGGCUCGCUGGCCACUUUGAGGAUGACCAAUCAGAUGUACAAGACGCAUGCUUUAUCCGAGCACCUAUGAGUGUCACUGAAGUCCUGAGGUGUGAUGUAGCUGACAACUUGAGCUGCCUGAUGGUGACCGGCUCUGAGGAGCUAGUCAGCAGAGUGGUCAGGGUCAAGGUUCAAAAUGGUGCCAGCGUCCACUUCCCCGUGACUGUGGUUGUGCCCUUUUGCACACGUUACCGUGGCAGCUACAGGGAUGUCGCCGUCAAGGUAGUGGAUGGGGCGAGGAGGGCGAGCUACAUCACUCCUGUGACAACAGAGGGCACAUAUGGAGGGCAGAGGGGCUCAUUUGCAGAGGUGAAGGUGUACUUCCUGGGCCUGUUUGCAGUCAUUUCCUGUCUGAAAAGAGACAGUUACACAGUUCCCAGUCGGGGUUUGUCACAUAAACUACCUAUGGAUCCUCGCAUCUGCCUUAACUACCUCCCAGGAUCUUUCACUACUCCUGUAAUGGUACAGUCCAUGAUCCAGCCGGUAGAUGCUGUCCUCCUGGCUGCAGUCAAGUCCAGAAGUGAUUCCUAUCAAUCAGUGGUGUCUACUAGCCCGCUGCUCUACCUCACCCACCCGUCCUCACAACCACUUAAAAGACCCCUCACACUCACCCUUCCCUGUCCACCAAACCCUGAGAAGAAGAGGGACACCAGAGGACAAAGGAAGGAGACAGAGCAUCACCACACCUGGCCUGUCAGUGCUGAUAUUCUGUUUUUAAUAUUUUUUGUCAGGAUGCUGGGCUCUUCUGUGCAGUCCUCUAAAGAUAUGUCCACUGAGCUGCUGAUUGUUCUGGGCUCAAGUGACAAACAGUGGAGCGUCCUGGAGAAAGUCACCAUCAGGAAUCAGCAGAAUGGACUGGUGUCCUUUGAGCUGACAGAAAUGUUUGACAGGCUAUUGGUAGUCCGUCUCCUCUCCCCCCUGCAGCCUUGCCAUCUCACUUCCCUGGCACAGGAGCUGGAGGAGUCAGUCUGCUGCCACGCCGUCACCGUCGUCCUCUGGCGCCGACAAGAUGAGCCCCAUGCUGUCUUGGUGGCCGCCCUGCCCAGCAGAGACCUCAGCUGGGAGAUGUCCAAACUGCAGGCGGAGGGCUACAGCGACCUUCUGGAAACCUCAUCAGAGAUCUGCAUGCGUGAAGGAGACCAGCUUCUCAUUUGUUUUAGUGGAAACAUCACUGCAACAGGAACUCAAACCAACCAACCAGUCCUAAGCCAGCGCAUCACCUUUCACAGCCAACGGAAGAAUCACCUCUUCUUUCAUCUGACUGAAGUGGAUCCGUUUGGCAACUACAGCUCCCCUCACUACAAGGGCACGGCCAUAUUUUUCAAGGUCACCAGAAGUCAGCUUGAGUGGCUAGGUGACGUAGCUGUUCCAAUGGACACGAAACUUCUGGGGGAUCCCGUCUGUAAGCUGUCUCUGACUUUACCCAAGAAAGUGAGAAGCAUUAAUCGGCCCAUUGUGGCGAGAGUUAAGUUGUGUGAGGAAACAGAUUCCCUGUCAGACUCUCUUCUUCUAUGGCUGUCCGGAAAGCUUUCGGAGGAAGAAAUAGCUCUGCUGGUGCUCUCCCUACGACUUCGACGCAGCGCCACCCAGCUGGUGAAGCUCCGGGCUGGGGACAGCCUGUCUGCCCAGGCCUUCCAUGUCUUGGCCAUGUGGAGGAGGGGGCUGCCUGCUGCCUCACACCAACCCAAGGCCUCUCAGCUGGCCCACUGCUUGGCCAAGAGCGGCAGGCCUGAUCUGGCCAGAGAGCUGCUGCUACGACAGGCUGAAACCACCACACAGGGCUUUCAGAAAUAA